Cylindrotheca closterium is the source of this 2157-nucleotide messenger RNA. Lineage: Eukaryota; Bacillariophyta; Bacillariophyceae; Bacillariales; Bacillariaceae. The record is from the annotation of a GenBank genome assembly.
AUGACCAAACUUGCUAGUCAUCCCAAUAAUCGAUUCCGGCACGUUGCUGCCACUGCACUCUUUGCUUUGGCGUCCAGCCCCUCGGCCGCCAGUUUCUCGUCCCCCUCGUUGGGUUCGUGGGGAUCAUUUGUGAGAGGAGGCAGCAUUUCAGCCCAAUCUCCACUUCUCACUACAAGGUCUUCGUUGGUGCAGCGAUCCUUGGUAUCAACUACCACAUCAGAUAUCUCUGAAGCUUCUCCCAUUGUCAGCGACAUCAUGACACCUGCAGAAAAAUUAGAGGCCCUGAGAGCCAAAAUGAAGGAGCUCAGUUUGGAUGCGUUCAUUGUUCCAUCAGAUGAUCCACACUUGAGUGAAUAUGUUCCAGAAGCCUAUAUGCGACGAAAAUUCAUGACCGAUUUUGGUGGAAGUGCUGGAACAGCGGUGGUAACCCAAGAUGAGGCGCACCUGUGGACGGAUUCGAGAUAUUGGAACGAAGCGUCAAUGAAUAUUGAUGGAUCUUUGUGGACACUACAAAAGCAAGGGCAACCCAAAGUCAAGACCAUUGUUGAAUACCUAGGGGAUUUGGCUGCGGAAAGAUUUAAGAGUCAUGGCGCUCUCAAGGUUGGCAUUGAUCCAUUUGUGCACCCAGCUUCAUUUGCCAAGGAUCUCAACGAGGCGUUUAUCGAAUCCGCCAAGAAAGAGCUGGACCUUAGCGAUGAUGCCGAUCCCAUCGGAGAGUUGGUUACUUCUCAUCCUAACUUGAUUGAUCCCAUCUGGGGAGAAGCUCGCCCAGAAGUUCCGUACAAUCCCUUUCGACCACAUCCAUUGGAGUUUGCUGGAGUUUCGAUAGCGGAAAAGGUAGAGAGUGUCCGCAAAGAAAUGGAGGAGAAGAAAGCAACCAUGGCUGUAUUUGGUGCCCUUGAUGAUGUUGCCUACUUGCUGAAUGUUCGAGCGAUGGGAGAUGUCGAUACUUGCCCAGUUGGAAUUGCGUAUGUGACUGUGACCAAUGAUGAGAUUACGUUAUAUUGCGAUUCACGCAAGGUUGAAUCCGCUGAAGUAAAGGAACACCUUAAGGAAGUUACUAUUAAGGAAUACGAUGCGAUUGUGGAUGACGUCAAAGAACAUUGCGAAGGUGAAGGAAGGAAGGUUUGGAUCGACUGCUCACGAUCCAAUCUUGCCAUCAGUGCCGUCAUCCCUGAAAAGGCACUAGUGGACAGUCAGAACGCCAUUACUCCCAUGAAGGGGUGCAAGAACGACGCUGAAUUGGAAGGAAUGAGAAAGGCUCACAUCGUGGAUGGUGCUGCGAUGGCCAAGUUUAUUGCUUGGCUCGAGAAUACCAUUGUGAAUGAAGGAAGAUCGGUCAGCGAGGUCGAAAUCGAUCGAGUCCUGACAGGAUAUCGGGCAGAACAACCAGGAUUCUUGGAAUGCUCCUUCCCCACCAUUGCUGGUGUUGGUCCUAACGCUGCCAUCAUUCACUACCGUGCCUCGGAAGAUGAACUCAUGAAAUACUUGGAUGCUUCGCAACCAAUACUCAUCGAUUCCGGUGGUCAAUACACCUACGGUACAACAGAUGUGACGAGAACGUGGCAGUUUGGAGAGGCUACUGAGGAAUUCAAGGAUACAUACACCCGAGUGUUAAAGGGUAACAUUGGUGUCGACUCUAUGAUCUUUCCCGAGGACACUCCGGGAUUCGUCUUGGAUGUCUUUGCACGAAAAGCUCUUUGGGAGGCCGGCAAGGACUACGGGCAUGGUACUGGGCAUGGUGUGGGAGCAGCAUUGAACGUUCACGAGGGGCCCCACAGCAUUAGCCCCCGUUUUGGAAACAAGGAGGGACUGAAGAAGGGAAUGGUGGUCAGCAACGAACCAGGAUACUAUGAAGACGGUAACUUUGGUAUCCGAAUUGAAAACCUUUUGGAGAUGCAAUAUGUCAAGCCCGAGCACAACGACCCCUCUUUCGAAGUUGGUCCUGCAGAAAAGAAAUUUUUGAAGUUUGCUCGAUUGACGAUGAUUCCAAUUCAAAAGAACUUGAUCAAACUCGACUUGAUGACCAAGGCCGAGUUUGAUUGGUUGGAUAGCUAUCACGCUGAAGUUUUCGAGAAGGUCAGCCCGCUACUAGAGGCAGACAGCCCGGCAAUGAAAUGGCUGGAAAAGUCUUGUGAAAAAAUUGAUAGAUCAUAA